This is a messenger RNA of Rhodotorula toruloides NP11, 1002 nucleotides long. RefSeq names its product ribonucleoprotein. The coding region runs from base 1 to 1002 and encodes 333 amino acids. Gene Ontology annotation, molecular function: RNA binding. The record is from RefSeq and is a predicted model, not a curated record. Gene Ontology annotation, biological process: positive regulation of mRNA splicing, via spliceosome. Gene Ontology annotation, cellular component: spliceosomal complex. NCBI's taxonomy places the organism in Eukaryota, Fungi, Basidiomycota, Microbotryomycetes, Sporidiobolales, Sporidiobolaceae. The transcript is spliced from 3 exons.
AUGCACGCCCGGUUGAUCCAGUCCACACGCCAAGUCGCUCGCCUCGCAACCGCAGGCGCACGCAUCGCCGCGCCCAAGCCUGCCGCCCUCCCCCGCGCCAUCCCCUCGAUCCGCCUCCUCACCCAGUCCGCCUUCCAGCUCUACGACCGCACCUCGCACGCGACCGGCGAACAGCCCGGCCACAUCCCGCUCGGUUCGUCGGCCGACUCGCUGCCGACCGUCACCGAGGGCUCGCCCGAGUUUGAGGAGAAGACGGCCCGCACCGUCUUUGUCGGCAACAUGAGCUGGAGCGUCGAUGAGCAGUGGCUCGAGAGCGAGAUCACCAAGGCCCUCAACGUCGAGGACCCCAUCACCGCUCUCCGGAUCGCAAAGGACCAGCAGAACCGCUCCAAGGGCUUUGCCUUUGUCGAGCUCAAGGAUGUCGAGCUUGCGCACCAGCUCCAGUCGCUGAUCGAGCCCCUCAACGUCGAUGGCCGCGAGCUCAACAUCUCGCAGGCCAACCGGCCCGUCAACAUGGUUGCCCGCACGGGCGACGGCCAGUCCCGCGGCCGCCGCGCCGACGGGCCGUUUGAGAUCCGCCCCCCUCGCUUCCCCCCUUCGUCGACCAUCUACGUCGGCAACGUCGCUUGGUCCGCGGACGAAGUCACCCUCGAAGAGACCUUUGGCCAGUACGGUCAGAUUCUCCGGAUCUUCCAGCCCAAGGACCGCGAGUCGGGCCGCGCGAUCGGUGUCGCGUUCGUCGAGUUCGAGAACGUCGACGAGGCGACUGCGGCUGUCGAGGCAGGCCAAAGGCGCAUCAACAUUGAUGGACGGACGGUCCAGAUCGACUUUGCGUCGGGCAGGAAGGACGGACCCGCUGGUGGACGCGGCGGAGGACCUCGUGGCGGUGACCGCUUUGGUGGCAGGCAGGGAGGCGCGUCCCGCGGCGGAUACGGAGGACAGGACCGUCGCGCACCGUACGGUGGCGAGCGUGACUCGUUUGGCGGGGGCGAGCGCUACUAG